AGUGGGAAUGGAAAGAGAUGAAGAAAGGAAAAUGGAGAUUGAUCUGUCCCUGAAAAUAGAUGCUAAAGAAAAGGAAGAACAAGAGGAAGAGGAAAAGGAAGAUAUGGAAGAAGAGGCGAAGGAUUCUAAGAUGCAAUCAGAGGAUGAAAAUCAAAAAGAGAAAGCUGUAGAUUUGCAAGAUAAAGAGGAGACAGCAGUGGCUUCCACAGGGGAAGUUGAAGAUGGUGCACCAUUGGAAUUGUCCUUACAAGCAAAAAACAAGGCAGAAGAGUUGUCUGUCCUUCAAAUGGAGAUGAAUCGGAUGAAAGAAGAGAAUAAAGUGUUAAGGAAAGUGGUGGAGAAAACCAUGCAGGAUUACUAUGAUCUCCAGAUGAAGUUUUCUGUGAUUCAGCAAAACAACCAAAAGAAGGACCCUCAAAUCUUUCUAUCUCUAAAUGGAAAUGAAAACUCAUCAAGUCAACAACAGCAGGCAAUUCAAAGAAACUUAAAUGUCAAUAAUCAAAAACAUGGGUCGCCAUCACAAGAUGAUAACGAUGAAGGGAAUGAACUAGGGUUGUCACUAAGGCUACAAACCAGUUCCAGUCAACGAGAAAGAGAAGAUCAUAAGGAAGAGCACAAGGAAUUAGAAAGUCAAGAAACCCCAAUUGUUGCAUCAGUGCAAAACAAGCUUCACCAAAGUCAUUUAUCAGCAAUCACAAGCCAUGCGGUUUCCCCACCCAACAGGAAAGCUAGGGUUUCUGUUAGAGCAAGAUGUCAAACAGCAACAAUGAACGAUGGGUGCCAAUGGAGGAAAUAUGGUCAAAAAAUUGCUAAAGGAAAUCCUUGCCCACGAGCCUACUAUCGUUGCACGGUAGCUCCAGGAUGCCCCGUCAGGAAACAAGUCCAACGAUGCCUAGAGGACAUGUCCAUUCUGAUUACAACUUAUGAAGGAACUCACAAUCAUCCACUCCCUGUUGGUGCAACAGCCAUGGCUUCAACAGCUUCAGCAGCAGCAGCUUCCUUUAUGUUACUUGAUUCAAGCAACCCUAUCUCGAAUGGUAUCACAAACUUCAGUCAAGCCUCCCUCCCUUACCAAAACCCUUAUCUCUUAAACUCAUCAGCUUCUCAUCAUCCAUCAAGCAUUAGGAACAUGAACCUUAACGACCCUUCAAAAGGAAUCGUUCUUGACCUCACAAACAAUCAUCACUUUGAUAAUCAACGGCCAACAGCUAGCUCUUUCUCCCACCAUUCAUCAGCUCAUCAACAAGCCUUUCCUUGGAUGCCAAGCAGAUUAAACUAUCACAAUGCUAACCCUUUACCAAGCAACAGUCCAUUUGGUACCAGCUCUAGGACAAACGAGAGAGAAUGGAAAUCUGAAGAAGAUAAGUCAUUAGCUGAAAAUGUUACAGCAAUUGCUUCAGAUCCUAAAUUUAGAGUUGCAGUUGCGGCUGCUAUUACAUCUCUAAUAAAUAAAGAAAGCCAAACAACUCAUCCUAUUCCUAUUGGUUCUUCAUUGGCUGGUAGGGAGGGAGAGAGUGGGAGCUCUAUUACCAACAAUUGGGUACUUGAAUCUCUCUCGGGAACUGCUGGUAAGCCCAUUCACCAUUCACCUUAGAAGUUGGCAAAAAUUACUUUGUUUAUUACUAAACUUCAAAGACAGAUUAAGGGGUAUAUACAAAGAUUAUGUACUUUUAUCUUGUCUACAUUUGGCUCUCCCUCAAUAAGACUUAUACUAAAAUAUUGCCUUUUCUUAUUUCUU
This is a messenger RNA of Durio zibethinus, 1738 nucleotides long. RefSeq lists its product as uncharacterized. Lineage: Eukaryota; Viridiplantae; Streptophyta; Magnoliopsida; Malvales; Malvaceae. Gene Ontology annotation, biological process: regulation of DNA-templated transcription. Gene Ontology annotation, molecular function: DNA-binding transcription factor activity; sequence-specific DNA binding. The record is from RefSeq and is a predicted model, not a curated record.